AUGGCUAUUAAAUUGGACAUGUCAAAGGCUUAUGAUAGAAUUGAGUGGAAUUUUGUUCGUGGAAUGUUGCAUGCCAUGGGAUUUCCUGAGGCUUUUGUUGGUCUUGUCCUUCGGUGUAUCUCAUCUGUUUCUUAUUAUAUUUUGAUCAAUGGCCAACCCAGCAAGCCAAUCUCCCCUGAAAGAGGCCUUCGACAAGGGGACCCCCUAUACCCUUACCUGUUUAUUCUAUGCGCUGAUGUUUUGUCAGGUUUGUUGUCAAAAGAAGCUAAGCUCAAGAAGAUCCAUGGCAUCCAAGUAGCUAGAAAGGCGCCCAUAAUUUCACAUCUGUUAUUUGCGGAUGAUAGUCUGUUGUUUGCGCGUGCAAAUGUAGUAGAAGCUGAGACAAUCUUGCAGGUUCUUAAUUCUUACUAG
This is a messenger RNA of Medicago truncatula (barrel medic), 411 nucleotides long. RefSeq lists its product as uncharacterized. The transcript has a single exon. Bases 1 to 411 code for a protein of 136 amino acids. The record is from RefSeq and is a predicted model, not a curated record. NCBI's taxonomy places the organism in Eukaryota, Viridiplantae, Streptophyta, Magnoliopsida, Fabales, Fabaceae.